GGUUGGCAGUUGCUCGACGCCGCUCCACGCGCGUCAGACCUCUCCGUGGUGAGUCGCGUGCAUUUUGCACCUGCUCGACGUGCAACGCGCACGCGCACAGGUGCACGACCUACCGGCGCACAGACCUAAACUGGCGCGACGUCGAGCUUUCGUAGUCGGCAUCGGCCAUCCGCGACGCGAACUUUCACUCGGAGACGCUCCUCGCCUAGCCGUGUCGUGCUGGGCCGCGCCGCGUCGCGACACGUCGCGUCGCUGACAAUCGCGUUUGUUCACACCGCUAACUACUGUCUACCGCGAAACAAAUCGCCUCACGAUCGUCUUUCGCGUGCAACGACACGGAGGAUUUGGAGGAAGUGGGUGGGAAGGAGCCAAGGAUAGAGGUAAAGGACAAGGAAACCGACGACGCUGGACCGACGAACGCAAAACACGGUUAAAUCUUGGAGGAAGUCAGCGCGCGGGACCCGACGAUGGAUCUCACGCUACUCUUGCUCGCCCUGCUGCUCAAGCAAGAGGUUGCCGGUCUGAAGCUGAUUCGCAUAAACGUACCGCCGUACACCCUCAGAGGCAAGAGCGCGCUCCUCGAGUGCAGAUACGACCUAGAAACGGACAAGCUUUACACCAUCACGUGGUACAAGGAUGACGAGGAAUUCUACAGAUACGUGCCUAGAGGGGAACCUACCAAGCACAGCUAUCCCGUCGAGGGCGUUAAAGUUGACCAUCGACGGUCCGAUCAUCAGCAAGUCCUGCUGCAGGAUGUGAGCCUACACAGCAGCGGACAGUACAAGUGCGAGGUGAGCGGCGAGGCGCCAAACUUCAAUUCGGUCAGCGCCGAAGCCAGCAUGGAAGUCGUAGUUCUUCCACAAGACGGACCGACGAUAACCGGGGAGGAGAAGAUUUACGCCACCGGCGACGUCCUUGGCCUAAAUUGCACCAGCGACAAGUCUCAUCCAGCCGCGAAACUCAAGUGGUUCAUCAAUGGCGCGGAGGUGAUGCCCGACUCGAGGACGGUGUACGACCAUCACGGACUCUACUCGGUGAUAUCCAGUUUACGGCUCCAGUUGGAAUCGGAUCACAUCGCAGGCGACAAAAUAAACGUCAGAUGCGAGGCGACCGUGGAAUUGGAUUCAAACUCGGACGCGCCGCUCGUCGAGACGCGCACCACGGAAGUUUUCGUGGAGGGUCAUGCGAGCGUCGCGACGCCCUCCGUGUGCCUGACAGUGGCGAGCGCGCUGAUGCUGCGACUACUGCCACCCGUUUAGAGAAUCUACCGGCGGACCAGCGAAUCGACCUAUCGACCCGCCGCGUCUCGCUCGCGCUGGCGUUCGCGAUAGCGACUGGACUCGCGGCAACUAGCCGAACCGGAUGGCCAAGGAGAAGCUGAAGCGGAUGGCGAUGGAGAUGGAGGAACGGGAAGACACCGACAGGAGACCAGGGAUGGUAUCGCGGCGGACGUUUAGCAACAGGAAAACGAUCAGUCGCGAAAUCGAAACAAAACAUGGUCGUUACCGCCCGCUUCGCUCGAAUGGUCGGCGACUGAGAUGGGCACGGUUCGAUUCUAUCUUAGAGAAUAGCAAGUAACGAAUAAACUAACGUGUAGCAAUUUAUUCGUGGCGUUUGUUCGAUCGAGCAACUCGAUUUUGCUUUGCGCGUUGUGAAAUACUUCGAUGUACAGUACAGAUUUUAAUUUUUAUCCGCAGGAUUACGCGCGGUAGGACAUUGAACGAGAGGGCUCGAUUUUACGGGUCUAUGUAGCGGGAGUAUUAUUUUUUUUAAAGCUACUUUUACACUAGUGGAAAGUACAGUUCGUAUGUAUACUAGAUAAAAAUAAAGAUUAUUAAAUAAUUCAGAGCGUGUCGUCACUGUCUUCUAUUUGUGCUUUCCACUAGUGUGCGAGGAUUCAAAAGAGAACGGGUAGUUCGAACUAAAAACAAAUCGUAGAAUCGAGCCUCCCUUUAGAUUAGACUAUCCAAUCGUUCGUAACCCUGUAAGAGUAACGAAUAAAAUAAGAAUUUUGCCUAUCUCUAGUCGGCGACCCUAGCCGGGAAUUUGGAGACGACAGGUGCGAGAAAACGCUUUCAAUGACAGGGUACUAUCUAUCGAGCGCGAAUGUUUUACGCGGCACUCCUGUUUCCGAGUCGCGAUGUCCGGAUGCAUGCAUUCCAGACGCGUAGGGAAAGUUUGCCUCGCUUAGACCGCGUUGUUAAAUAAUUGAAAUUAGUACGAUAACGUCACUUAUCGCGUUUGCUUACAAGGUUAUGCCCAUAUUACUGUACAUGGCCGAUUUUCGUGUUGGAAAGUGCACCACUUGAUUUGUUACGCGGUAAAAUCUAAUUUCGAGGAGUUUGAUGUAAUAUCAGAGCCACGCAGCUGGUAAGUUUACAACCCCGAAGGUAAUAUAUUUUAAUAUUCUAUAUAUUUAUGAUAUAGUAUGAUAACUUUAUACAGGGUAGCCCGAAAGUUCCGUUAGAACUGUACGAUCUAUCAUAACUUUUUCAAAUUUUCCACCGAGAGUCGAUGAGAGCUUGCAGCAAAGUAUACUUAUAAAUAAACGCGAAAACGUUCAUUCUCUACCGAGAGCGUUUAACGAUAGCAAUUAGACUCAAAAUUCCAAGUAAUUUUCGGAUCGAUAAAUUAUACAAAACUAAAAUCAAAAAUUGCUAAUAAUGCAAAAGAUAAAAGCAACGACUAUAAUCGUAAUCGUAACAGAUCUUUCGGUCCACUCUGUAGCAUACUAAUGAAAAGAUCUUUGGGCUAAAUAAAGUGGCGCACGAGGUAGAAACUCCACGAUGGUCGAGUUUUUUUAAAUUGAAUUACACUUGGUUGCUCCAAUUUGGUCGGUUUAAUUACGGCAUUACUUUCAUUUUCAACGUUCGUUCAAUCAAUUUCAAAGCGUUCGUAUGAUUUAGGCAAUCUUUCCCUUAGAGUUAUUAUUUCAACUAACGAAUAAAGACUCAAAAGACUCAUCCAUGAGCAACGAUUUCAUUCGACGAAAAACGACUGUUCGCGCAUAAAUCUGUAGCGUUGUUUGAAACAGAUUUAUUUCACCGAGAGUUUAUUCGUUAUUCGAACGGCCUCAACGACGAGUAAGCGUCUUCGUUAAGUCGCCGUCGUCUAUUGUACAUCACAUAUUGCAGCGCGACGCAGUAGAUCAACGGUUUCUCACAUCGAUUCUUCCUAAUUUUUCGUUCAACAUUUUAUUCGAAUAAAAGAAUCACUCGUCGUUCUCGAAUGACUUCAUUUUUUUUGCGACUUCUAAUCGAAUGCUAUCUAAAGCAGAAUUUAUUUGAGAAAGUGUGUUCGACGUUUUAUUCGAAUAACGCCCAACCCUGCUUCCAUUACAAGCUAGCGAGAGCGUUGAAAUCGCGCCAUAGCGCGCGCGAGCAUCGAUACGCGAUCCGUGAGCGCAGCCGAGCGCUGGACCGGCCCAACGCGGAUUAUCGUCUCGUUUUGCGGCACGCGACUCGAAAGUACGAUUUACGAGACUAUAAGCCGAUUAAUUUGUAAAAUUCGACGUGCACGGCUGGGGCAAACAUUUGUUGAAAUUGUACGGAAACGGGCGAUCCUUCCGACCGAUCGUCGACGAUCCUGACCGGUCCACGCAAAUCUCGUCGUAGUUCGUUUCCGCGCGACGGAAGAGUCGGUCGUAAGUUGCGAGUUCACGCGCCAUCGAAGGUUCGUUUCCACCGAACGUAAAACCAAGACUUUUAAUUUUAAUGCCACGAUAGUAAACGCCUGGCUUCACUCUGUUCCAAUAUUUCCGUCUCGCAACCCCUGGAAACAAUCCAUACAUUGUAGAUAUAUUUUUUCAACAGUAUUGUAUAUACUGCCCGUAUGUGAAAUUGUAUACACUGGUCCCUCAGUUUACACGGCACUUGUUAUACGUGGCUUUUGUUUCGCGCGAUCAACAAUCACUCGAUUUACGCGAUACCUUUUAUACACGGUUUAGUUUUAACCAGUGGAAAAAAAAAUGCCCAUGUUAUUUCGGCAAAAAUCAUUCCGCAUGUGCGGUGGAAAAGUUUCGUUUAAUCGAACCGUUAACAUUAUUCUGACCCCGUUUCCGUCGACACGAAUCAUCGAACCCUGUCAAGUUUAAACGGGUAAUGGAACGACAAUCGUUGCGAAUUUACGAUCUUCGCGAAUUUAUUGUUGGAUUUACUUCGCGGGAAUUCUUCGGAAACAUUUCAUGACUCGACAAAUGGCUCUAUAAGUUCGAAAAACCGUACUUUAAGUGGUUUCCCAUUCGCGUCGUAAUAAGAGGUAACUCGAAGGAGAUCCAUUAAUCUCCCCCUUGUUUCCAUCAAUGUCAAACGGCCGCUUUAAAGCGCUCGAAUGGGCGCGAUCCUGAUUUUAUAAAUUUAAUUGUUCGCUCGUUAAUUUUCUUAGAAAAAAGAAAUUACAAGCAUCGGCCUUCUGGAUCGCAUGCACGUGCACCCUUAAUGUCACGUGAACACGCACCUGUAGCGAGGGUCGCGAGCGAAGCGUCUCGAUGUUCCGCCGCCAUAUUCCGCCGUCUCUCUCGCAUUUACGCUCUCUCGCAUUACGCGCCCCCGCAUUACGCGCUCUCGCGUACACGCGUGUUGUCCCCGUUUACGGCUUCGAAGCUUCCAUUCCCCGGUACUUGUACUUCCGAAACGACGCGCGCUCUACCUCCUCGCGCCGCCACUCUUCUAGCUCGUAGUCGCAAUUGCGCGUCUCGUUCGCGCGACCAGCCGACCGACCGCUUCCGGAUUCCGCACCGCGCCCGCCGUCGACCGAUUCGCCUUCCACGCGACUGGAGAUUGACAACAUUCGAUUCGAAUGAUAGAUAACCGACGAAACCAACGUGCAUCGAUACAUUCAUGGGACCUUUAUGCGAUCGAACGAUUUCCGUUACUAUUAAUUUCUUACUAAUUACUGUUCAACCUUUCGCCAAUAGAUCACGGUACCGUCGUACUUGUCAUGUUUAUUAAUAACAAAGUGUAAAUUUCCAGAAACGCCAGGUGCUGUAAUAACUCUAAAGAAUUGAUUUCGAAAUUCUAGCGAGCAAUUGCCAUAUUUCAAUCUCGUUAAAGUAGCAUUUCAAACGUUUAACUCGAGUUAUAAAUUGAUUUAUUGGAAAAUAAAUUUCGAGAUCGAUUCAGCCCAGAGGUUUUCCCGACGCUCAUUAAUUUAACGGUGAAAAGGUCAACGUGUAAUGGAUCGUUAUUCGAGAAUUUUGCCCAUCUCCGCUCGCGGCUCUUCCUCCUCCCCGGAGUGCCACCCUGUGCGUGCAUGUGUGCGUGCGUGUGUGUGCGUGUAUACUUUGUACAUACUUGCGACGCGCGUGUUAUACCUGUCGUAUCGACGUACCUUACCGAUUAGAAGAAAAGAAUCCGAAGAUCGCAUCGAAGCGAAGUUUAUCGCGCUUUCCGUAGUAUAGGCAACGACCGGUGGCGUCUAUUAAGAUUCGAUUACGAUCAUUUCCUAAACGUUGACACGAUCGUCGAAUCGAUCGGAAAAAUCGAGAAUUCGUUCUGAUCGCGUUCGGCGAGCGUCGUCCAGUCUUUGGAUGAAAAACGCGAACUUCUAUUGCAGAAAUGGACGCCACGACCGCUUCAGCUAGCGGCUCGACAAGUUCUCGUGCUCGCCGUGAGCUGAAACGAUCGCGACGCCGAAUUCCGAUCUACGAUCUUCAAGCAGUCGCCACUCGUCGACAUCCCGAAACCCAUCGGAAAGAUUACGUACUUGUGUGUAUGGCCUAAUGUAUAUAUUUCGCAUAUUUAGUAAAUAAAUCGUAUU
This is a messenger RNA of Hylaeus anthracinus, 5757 nucleotides long. RefSeq names its product basal cell adhesion molecule-like. The record is from RefSeq and is a predicted model, not a curated record. The transcript is spliced from 9 exons. Bases 468 to 1259 code for a protein of 263 amino acids. NCBI's taxonomy places the organism in Eukaryota, Metazoa, Arthropoda, Insecta, Hymenoptera, Colletidae.